Messenger RNA from Salvelinus sp. IW2-2015, 3321 nucleotides. NCBI's taxonomy places the organism in Eukaryota, Metazoa, Chordata, Actinopteri, Salmoniformes, Salmonidae. The record is from RefSeq and is a predicted model, not a curated record.
GGCUGAGAACUUACUCCUGGACGCCGACAUGAACAUCAAGAUGUCCGACUUUGGCUUCAGUAAUGAGUUUGUCAUGGGCAGUAAGCUGGACACGUUCUGCGGCUCUCCUCCCUACGCCGCCCAGAGCUGUUCCAGGGGAAGAAGUACGACGGACCAGAGGUGGACGUCUGGAGCCUGGGGGUCAUCCUGUACACGCUGGUGUCGGGUCGCUGCCCUUCGACGGUCAGAACCUCAAGGAGCUGAGAGAGCGUGUUUUAAGGGGUAAAUACCGUAUCCCUUUCUACAUGUCCACUGACUGUGAAAACCUCCUCAAGCGUUUUCUGGUGCUCAACCCAGCCAAGCGCGGUACACUUGAGCAAAUCAUGAAGGACCGGUGGAUAAACGCCGGCUGUGAGGAGGAGGAGAUGAAGCCUUUCGUGGAACCAGAAACGGACAUCACGGACCAGAAGAGAAUAGACAUCAUGGUGGGGAUGGGCUACACUCGGGAGGAGGUGACUGAGUCUCUAACCAGGAUGAAGUACGAUGAGAUCACCGCCACCUACCUGCUACUGGGCAGGAAGUCCACAGAGUUGGAGGCCAGUGACUCCAGCUCUAGCAGUAACCUGUCUCUGGCCAAGGCGCGGCCCGCCAGCGAGCACAACAACAAUGGCCAGUCUCCGGCCCACCUCAAGGCCCAGCGGUCCAUCUCCGGGACCAGGAAACGGGAGAGGCUACAGGGAACCAGGGUGACCGGUCCGUCCAUUCCCUCGGUGGGCUACCCCAAGAGGAGCCAGACCACCUCGGAUGACAACGGCGACCACAAAGAGGACGGGGGUGCCCAGCCACGGAAGUCUGUUUCAUCAGGRGGGCGUGGUGGCAGCGGUGCCCCUGCCAGUCCCCUAUUGGGUAACGCCAACAACCCCAACAAGGCCGACAUCCCCGACCACAAGAAGGGCUCCACCACACCCAGCACUAACUCCACAUCAGGGGGCAUGAGAAGGAGGAACACGUAUGUGUGUAGCGAGAGGAACGCCUCGGACCGCCACUCUGUCAUCCAGAACGGAAAAGAAAACAGCAUGAGUGAAAUGUCGGCGGCCUGUGCCACUAGCCCCUCUGCCUACGCCCAGGCGCUCACCGUCUCCUCAGCCUCGGUCCGCCUGCGCCACCAGAAGGCCGCGUCCCUGUCGGCUUCGGGCCACACCUGCCGCCAAACGCUGCCACCUACCGAUGGCGACUUCUUCAGGCCUAACACGUCGACGACGUCUGGCCAGCGGAACCCCGGUGGCUCCUCCACCCACAGCAUCAGCAGCAGCGCCACGCCCCCCGACCGGCUGCGUUUCCCCCGCGGCACGGCCAGCCGCAGCACCUUCCACGGCGGCCAGCUGCGGGAGCGUCGCACGGCCACCUACAACGGCCCGCCGGCCUCACCCACGCUGUCGCAUGACGCCACGCCCCUCUCGCAGUCCCGCAGCCGAGGCACCACCAACCUCUUCACCAAGCUCACCUCCAAGCUCACGCGCAGAAACAAGUCAUUCAGGUUUACCAAAAGUCGCAACAUGUCAGGUGAUCAGAAGGAGGACCAGCAGCAGCUCCAGCAGCAUCCUCAGCCCCUCCACGGCCAACACCCCAAGGACACCAAGCCGCGCUCCCUCCGCUUCACCUGGAGCAUGAAGACUACAUCGUCCAUGGAGCCCCAGACAUGAUGCGCGAGAUCCGCAAGGUGCCUGGACGCAACAACUGCGACUACGAGCAGUCGCGGCGUUUUCUGCUGCUGUGCGUGCACGGAGACGGCCACGCUGAGAGCCUGGUCCAGUGGGAGAUGGAGGUGUGCAAGCUACCGCGCCUCUCGCUCAACGGCGUGCGCUUCAAGCGGAUCUCGGGCACYUCCAUCGCCUUCAAGAACAUAGCGUCCAAAAUUGCCAACGAACUCAAAUUGUAGGUCCUCCUAGAGAUAUGAGGGGGGGAAAGUGUUUACCACGCACGUAAAAUAUUGCGGUUCAAAAUUGACUAAAGCAACGUAAUGUGGGGAAAGAAAGCAUUUUGAAAUGGACUUGAGUCAAGUCGAAUCUGAACGAGCUGUACAGUCGUUAUUAAGUAGCAGAUCUACGGAUUUCCUCCGAGACACUUACAAAGUAUGUAUUGAAAACGAUGUAUAGCUUUAGGCAAUAAUUUCCUGUGUCUUUGGAGCAUUAUCCUUAUUAUUAAUAUUAUUAUUAUUAUUAUUAUUAUUAUUAUUGAUGAUGUAACAGGUGGUCUUGAGCUGUCGGGAACGUUGGUCUGACAUUGACAUGUUGUUUGGGUCUUGUUUUAUUGAUGAAUGCACUAUUGCAUUGUGUCCUUUGUGGCUCUGGAAAAUACCUCUCAAAUGGGAGUUUAAACUCAUACAAGGGAGGGAGAGAAGUGGAGGAGGAACACAAAAACUGACCCCCUCCCGCUGUUACAAGUACCCAGAAUUCCUCUUGCUAGGAGAAUAUGGUUGCCAGAUAUGACUGGUUGGAAUAGAUAGGCUUGCUAAUAGGGCUGCCAGAUAUGACUGGUUGGAUAGCCUAGCUAAUUGCACAACAAGUGACUGUAUUAUUGUUAGCACUGUCAAACUGAUUUUGACAGUCAAUUGCGCUCUCUCCCAUUUACUUAACCAACCUCUACACAUACACACAGACUUUCAUUCUAUGAUUUGAAGCCGUUGAUCAUCAGUGUUCAUCUGUGUGGUUACAGUAUAAAUGCAAUGUAUGGACUCAGCUGGUCAAGUCCCUGCUGUAUGGGGUCACCCAUCCCAGAGAGCAGGGUCUGGAGGAGGCCGGCYACGCGACAACGCACUUUGGCAGACCCCUGCUUCAAAACAGGGGAAUGUUGCCAAGUAUCAUGGGACUUUGAUUCGUUCGCUACAAAAAAAAGUAUUCACAGAGAAAUAGGGAAGGUUUUCCUUCCUGGCGUAUAUGAAUAUUUAGUGGUUUUUCCUUUGAUGCUGUUCCAUUUUUUUACGGUUCUCUUCUCAGAUGUUACUGAAAUGUCCCCCGCUAUCUGGUCCCGCCCAACCGGGCCCACGGGCCGAGUCAGAUGCGGUCGGCCAUUCCUGGGACACAAAAGUUCAAAGUUCAACCAUGGCUGUUUUCAGGCCUCCAGUAUUCACUCCCAUCCUCAUAUAAACAUUGGCACUAUUUGAAUUUUUUUCUGGAAUSUAAAUAAUGUACCUCAGUUUGGCAACAGCUGUAUAAUGAUAUACUUCCCCUUUUCUGUUGUGUUUUUGUCUGGGCUAUGAGACGGGAGCUGUGGAAUUAACGUUAACUCAUUCGUCCCUGGGUAAGGUUAACCAGUGUCUCCAUUAAAACACCUUKAAAAUGA